AUGGCGUCCCAAACGCUCAUAGGCGUAGUCCUACUAGCAGUUGUACUUUAUGCGACCAAGCUCAUACUCUUCCGCAAAGGAGCCCCUGGGCCGUUGCCUCCGGGUCCAGCAGGUAAGCCCAUUUUGGGCAACAUUGCAGAUUUGCCUGCUCCGGGGGCACAGGAUUGGGUGCAUUGGCUGAAGCACAAGGAUCUCUAUGGUCCAAUUAGUUCAAUUACGGUCAUGGGUCAGACCAUUGUAAUUCUCAAUGACAGUCGCGUUGCAAUGGAUCUCCUCGGGAAACGAUCUGCCCUUCACUCAUCGCGACCAAACCUAGUAUUUGCAUCGGAGAUGGUCGGUUGGGAGCACAUCAUGGCGAUGCAAACCUAUUCGGACCGAUUUCGCGCUUAUCGCAAGGCAAUGCAUCCUUAUCUGGGCCACGAGGCUGCUGUGGCGCAAUACAAUUCUUUGCAGGAGAUUGAGUGUCACCGACUUUUGUCACGGGUGUUGAAAGACCCGUCACAUCUGCUUCAACAUCUUCAAACUGAAGCGGGCGCGAUUAUUCUGAAAAUUGCAUAUGGAUACACGAUUGAGCCACAUAAGCUAGAUCCGUUGGUGCAUAUGGCCGGGUUGGCUCUUGAGCACUUUGCCAUUGCAGGAACCCCGGGCGCCUGGCUAGUGGAUAUGAUUCCGGCUUGUAAGAGCCUCUCCGAGAUCGAGUCGAUCGUGAUUCUAACAGAGAUAGUAAAAUAUGUGCCCUCCUGGUUCCCCGGAGCGGGUUUCAAGCGCAAGGCACAAGCAUGGAAGAAAAACCUCGAGAAUACUGCCGACAUUCCUUAUGCAUUUGUGCAACAGCGGAUGGAAAGCGAUCAAUUUGAGCCUUCAUACUUGUCAAAUCUUUUCAAGGCCGAUGGGUAUCCCGCCGCUGGUACGGAAGAAGAAACUGUCGCCAAGUGGACCGCCGCAUCACUGUACACAGGUGGUGCUGAUACUACCGUCAGCUCGCUAUCGACAUUCUUCAUGGCCAUGACUCUCUACCCAGAGGUCCAGCGUAAGGCACAAGAGGAGAUUGACCGAGUACUGGGCGCCGGUAGACUUCCCAAGAUGGCCGAUCGCGCGAGUCUUCCGUACAUCGAGGCUGUUGUAAAGGAGACAUUGCGAUGGCAUCCCGUCGCCCCGAUGGGCAUUCCGCACAUGUCUGUGGAGGAUGACAUGUACGAGGGUUAUCACAUUCCCAAGGGAUCUUUGAUCAUGCCCAAUAUCUGGGCCCUGACGCAUGACCCCGAGGUGUAUCGUGACCCGAUGACUUUCAACCCCGAACGCUUCCUGGGUAUGGAUGGCCGUGAGCCUGAAAUGGAUUCCCGCGGUGUUGUGUUCGGAUUUGGACGUCGUGCAUGCCCGGGUAAACUCUUGGCUGAUAACACGGUGUAUCUGACUGUUUCUCGGUCGCUAGCGGUCUUGAACAUCAGUCAAGCCAUUGAGAAUGGUAAGGAGGUGGACGUCAGGGCAGAAUUCCAACCCGGUGUGAUCAGCCACCCGGUUGCAUGGAAAUAUGAUAUCAAGCCCCGUAGCCCUGCACAUGAGGCCUUGAUCGUUUCAGUGGAGAAGGAACAUCCAUACGAGGAAAGUGAUGCCGCCGCAUUAAAUGUUUGA
Molecule: messenger RNA, 1632 nt
Organism: Penicillium odoratum
Lineage: Eukaryota; Fungi; Ascomycota; Eurotiomycetes; Eurotiales; Aspergillaceae
Product: cytochrome P450
Exons: 6
Coding region: 1-1632 (543 amino acids)
Molecular function (GO): heme binding; iron ion binding; oxidoreductase activity, acting on paired donors, with incorporation or reduction of molecular oxygen
Source: RefSeq, a predicted model, not a curated record